UAUCCAAAAAUAGGGGCAAAAAAGUCUCCGAGACAUGUCUCCGACCCUAUUGCUGAGGACAUAUGCGUGUUGGACUUAAAUCGAACCUUUUGCAUGUCCCCAUUUCGAUAUAAAGUGCGGCACAAGCCUCGUAUUCUCGAGUAAACUAACAAAACACUUCACAUCCACACAUUAAUCGUACUUAAAACCACCACAUUCUGCCCUAAGAACUUAAGACUCAUAACCAAAAUGGCAACAACCCCAAUCUUCGACGUCCUAAUCCUAGGCAGCGGCCCAGCGGGCCUAGCCUGCGCCGGCGGGUUAGCACGACAACUACACAGCGCAGUAGUCUUCAGCACCAACACAUACCGCAACGCGCGCGCGCGACACAUGCACAACGUCGUGGGAUGGGACCACGCAGAUCCCUCUUCAUUUCGAGAAAAAGCGCGCUCUGAUUUAUUAGGACGUUACCCACCAGCCGCUGAUAUACGAUUCCGUGAUGUAGGCGUGGAGAAGGUGAGGAAGUUGGAUGAUGAUGAACGGGGGAGGAAUAGGUUUGAGGUUAUUGAUGAGCAAGGUGAGAGGUUUGUUGGGAGGAAAGUUGUGCUGGCUACGGGGGUGAGGGAUGUUAUGCCCGCGACGUUGGAGGGGUAUGAGGAGUUGUGGGGGUAUGGGAUCUUCCACUGUCUCUUCUGCCAUGGCUUCGAAGAGCGAGGUGCCGCUUCAGCAGGUGUUCUAGCCAUGGGCCCUAUGCUCGGAUCUGCCGGCGGCAAUGGUCUACCGCUAAUGUCACCCGUUAUUGCGCGUAUGGCUAAUCGACUUGCGGGCCAUGUCACCGUAUACACAGAUGGUAACGAAGAACUCGGAGCGAAAAUCCGUGAACAGCUCAAGAGCGCAUCAAAAUUUCAUGUUGAGAACCGCCGUGUCCUACGCUUAGCUAAGGAUCUAGAAGUUCAGGGCGACGCCGGUGUAUUGGUCACGCUGGAAGACGGAAGUGUAAAUAAAGAAGGAUUCUUGGCCCACGCCCCAGCCGUAGAGUUAAACGGACCAUUCGCCAAAGACCUAGGUCUAACCCUAGCACCACAAGGCCAUAUUGACGCACAGCCGCCAUUUUACACGACGAAUGUACCAGGUGUAUAUGCAGCAGGUGAUUGCGCGACAAUGAUGAAGAGCGUGCCGAUGGCGACUGCCAUGGGUAGUUUCGUAGCAGCUGGUUUGGCGCAUGCGCUACAAGCUGAGGAUGAUGUAGAAGAUUGACGACGCAGGGUGGUAAAGGCGAGUUGCGCCUAUUUAAGGGGCAAACUGUGACGGUUUGUUAGAGCGGACAAGAUAUACUGGCUUCGCUUAUAAGCACCUAAUUUAGUAUCAGUCGAGAAAAAAAAGUUAAUGCAAAGACCUGUAAUUUAAAUAGAAU
This is a messenger RNA of Hypoxylon trugodes, 1393 nucleotides long. RefSeq names its product FAD/NAD(P)-binding domain-containing protein. The transcript is spliced from 3 exons. The coding region runs from base 229 to 1236 and encodes 335 amino acids. Lineage: Eukaryota; Fungi; Ascomycota; Sordariomycetes; Xylariales; Hypoxylaceae. The record is from RefSeq and is a predicted model, not a curated record. Gene Ontology annotation, molecular function: oxidoreductase activity.